Molecule: messenger RNA, 2212 nt
Organism: Suncus etruscus (white-toothed pygmy shrew)
Lineage: Eukaryota; Metazoa; Chordata; Mammalia; Eulipotyphla; Soricidae
Gene: TROAP
Product: trophinin associated protein
Exons: 14
Coding region: 8-2212 (734 amino acids)
Source: RefSeq, a predicted model, not a curated record
CGCCCUCAUGACUACCCUUCAAACCAAGAAGGAUCCAGCCUUCCAGAGUAAGGGUGUCUCUCCCACCCCUAGCAAAAUUCCCGUACGCUGUCGGAGACGUCCACCUUUCUCCACCGACAAACACUGUGCCCAGGACCAGGAAAACCAAGAUCCGAGGAGAUUGGUGCAGAAACUCAGUACUCAGCGUACUCUCCAUGACUCAGCUUACCCCAAGCCCAAAGCCUCACAUCAAACCAAGAAAUCGGAGAGAUUGGUAGGGAGCCCUCAGUUCCGGAACCCCUUGGAAGAGCUUAAGCCCAGCCCUGCACGACAAGAUGUGGGCCCUGGGCCUCCUCUACAAUCAGAGGCUUCAGGGGCCAUUGAGUUUGUAGCUGACCCUGCAGCCCUAGCCACCAUUUUGUCAGGUGAGGGACUGAAGAGUUGUCACUUGGGGCGCCACACUAGCCUGGCUCAGAGAAUCCUGGUCCGAGGGAAACAGAGAGAUGCUAACCGAAGAGGCCAGGGUAUUCGGGCCUCUGCAUAUUUGGCCCCAAGAACCCCCACCCAAAGACUGGAAGGACCAGGACUUCGAAGCCAGACUUUGUGCUCCCAGAGACUAGAGGAACUGAACAAGAUUCCAUCUUCAGGAGCUUCCUUACACCCCUCAACCCGCCCCAGUUUCCAGGAGCUAAGAAGAGAGACAGGUGGCAUCAGCCGGAAUGCAGCAAGCCAGGCAUCAGGAUUGUUCCUGGACUCCCCAGUCCAGCCUGCUCCAUCUCUCCCUAGAAGAGAACAUGAAGUUGUCACUCAUUCAGAUGAAGGAGGAGGGGACCCCCUCACUCAGGCCCAACGAAUCCCAUUAAGAGAAACCCAAGAGAGAACCCACACGAGGGACAGUUGUGACCCCCAUCUGAUGUUUACCCCAAGACGAGUAAUGCCACCCUCUAUCACCCAUCCUUCAUCCUUUGGACGGGCUCAGCGCAUACCUUCACCUAGCCCCUCAGUUCAGACCUCCUAUUCAGUAUUGCGGCGUCUUGCCAUUUAUCCCAAAACCCAGUUCACGCCUCUCCCAUCAACUUACAGAGUCCAGAAGUCCCAGACUAAGAAGCUGCUGAGCAGCCUUUCCCCACAACCUUGUCCGGAAGAGCCUGCUCUGCCCUGGGGACUUCAUCCCGUCUUCAGGAGGGUGGAUCUGCCCCAGCCUGACUUGCUCAUGCAGCCCCUCUCUUCCAUAUGGCAGGAGAAGAUCACAGUACAGUUAUUUAACCAGGAGAGUCAUAAUCUGCUGCAGGAGGGGACGGGGAAACCCUGUGGGGCCUCCCCCAGCAAUGCUUUCAACUUCAAGGAGCUAAAGAUACAGCGCAUCGCUAUCCUGCAACAGCUUUUGCAACAGGAGGUCCAGGGGCUGGCAGAGAGCAAGUGUACUCCCUCUAGUGGAGGUUCCACUUCCCCGGAGGUGUUUGAACUUCAGCCACUACUUGCUGAAAUUGCUAGAAUUCUGGACACCCCAGAGCAUCAUUCUGGAACUUCGCACCUUCCUAGACUGUUAGAUCACACUGAGUCACUAAAGCCCUGCCCUCCAGAGGAUUGUGAGCAAUCACAGCCUGGCCUUCGAACAGAACCUGAGGUUGCUCAGCCCUGUCCUCCAGAAGAGCCAGGCCCCAGGGAGUCUACCGAUUGGAGGGAGCUUGAGCUCAUAGGGCCCUCUGCGCAAGAGCAGCCUGAUGCAGCAGAGCCAGGGCCCUUACAGGCCGAACCAGCACCCCUUCAGGUCUGCACCCAGAGACAGGCUGGUCUCACUGAGCCCUCCUCCGAGGUAGCUUGUGGGGCAUCAGAGACUCACACCCUGGAACCCAGAAUUCCAGAAUCCAACCCACAACCUGGCUGCCAUCAAGGGGCUCCAGUGACAAGCAGUCUGCUCUUUCAAAGCCCACUUGGUGCCAGCUCCCCUAGCUACACAGGCCAGUCUCUGAGGCCUCCCAUGGGCCAGGCAGGUCCCCGAAGACUGGCCCCUAGGGCCCUGGCCCUGAGGCAGCGCCUGCAAGCUUGUCUAAGUGCCAUCCAUGGCUUCCACGAGGCCCGCCUAGACGAUGAGUGUGCCUUCUACACCAGCCGGGCCCCUCUGCCAGGCCCCACCCGGAUCUGUGCCAACCCUGUGGCCACCUUACUAGAAUGGCAGGAUGCGCUGGUGUCAUUUCUGGGAACCAUCUGCAACUGUCAGGCAGCCCAGUAG